Molecule: messenger RNA, 783 nt
Organism: Durusdinium trenchii
Lineage: Eukaryota; Dinophyceae; Suessiales; Symbiodiniaceae
Source: the annotation of a GenBank genome assembly
GAUUGAUGACACCAUCCGACGGCUCGAUGAUCAUUUGGCGGAUGUUUAUCAUGAGGUGGACUGCACGCGGAUUGCCCUGGACCCGCGGUUCAAGAACAUGGAGGGUUCCAUUGGCGCUGUGUACUACAACUUUCCUCAUGCUGGAGCUGCUUGGGUGGAUCUUCAGCCCGGUCAAGGGCAUGUCACUGGCUUUUAUGACAGCCAUCCCAUCGUGAACUGGCGCCAUGAAAACCUCAUGCGCUUGUUCUUCCGGAAUCUCCGAUACUUUGUGAAGCCCCGCGGUCUCGUCAAAAUCGCUUCCAACAUGGGCGCGGUGGGCGUGCGCUUCUCAUACAUCAUGGGAUCAGCUGAGCAGAAUGAAUUCCAGCACGUGGAAACCUUGCCCUUCUUGGAAUGGUCGCUGCACCGCUAUGGCCGCGCCUACGGCGAUCGCCGCGACAAGAAGAAGCGGCCAGGGGAUGGUCAAGGCUACAAUGCGCAGAAGGCGGAGUCCGACAUGGUCUACACCUUCGAGUAUCGACCCUCUGGGAAAGAGCUGCCGCCCCAGGAGAUCAAGCUACCACCGACCUUCCAAACGAUCAUGGGUUGCAACGACGGGCCUUUCAAGAACUUGGACCACAAUUCCAGUGUGGCAUUGGCCAGGCAGCUCCACGAACGAUUCAUCAAAGAGGUCUCUGGAACUCAUGUGGGUUAGUUUGUUUGCCUGUGCCGAUGCUGCGCAAAAUGUACGGAAGAUUUGUUUGCCAGGCAAAAAGAGGACAAACAAAUAUGGUUGAUUGAUCA